UGAGCAGCUGCUGCUGCUACUGCGCCUUCACUGGGGAAAACCCUCCUGCUCGUCCACAGCAGGAAAGAAAAGGAGCUGUAAAAAGGAUCCUGCACGUAGGCAGCGUGUCUGAGAGAGUUCCUGGUGACCGUUAAGGUGGAUGAUGUCAGCGAUUUUGGACAACAGGUUGUGGGUGGAGACAGAGAGGCAGGCAGGGUUAUAAAAGAGUCCCUCUCAGAGCUCAGCAGGCACACCUCCACCUCUGCUGAGCAGCUCCAUCACACACACUCACACACCGAGUCAAGCCAGGUGAUAUAUACAGGAAACCAUGGUGAAGCGUGUCGCAGUUAUUCUCGCAGGCUGUGGAGUGUAUGAUGGCACAGAGAUCCACGAGGCCUCCGCCGUCCUCGUCCAUCUGAGUCGGGCGGAAGCAAAGGUGCAGAUGUUUGCUCCGAACGCAGACCACAUGCAUGUUGUUAACCACUGCGAGGGGAAACCCACCGAGGAGAAAAGAAACGUCCUGCAGGAAAGCGCCCGAAUCGCCAGGGGUGAAGUGACCGAUCUGGCCAAUUUGGACGUGUCAGCAUUUGACGCCGCCAUCAUCCCAGGGGGCUUCGGUGUGGCGAAGAACCUGAGCGACUGGGCGGUGAAGAAUAAGGACUGCACCAUCCAGCCGCAGCUGGAGAAGAUCAUCAAGGAUUUCCACAAAGCCGGAAAGCCGCUGGGAAUGUGCUGCAUCUCCCCCGUGCUCGCCGCCAAAAUCCUGCCCGGCUGCGAGGUCACCGUGGGACAGGACAAAGAGUGUGGCAAGUGGCCCUACGCUCAGACUGCAGGCGUCAUGAAGGAGAUGGGCUGCAAGCAUGUCAACACAGAUGUGGACAAAGCACACGUUGAUGUCAAAAACAAGCUGGUCACCACCUCUGCAUUCAUGUGCAAUGCUCCCAUCCACAAGGUCUUCGACGGAGUAGGAGUCAUGGUCAAGGAGACACUGAAACUGGCUUAAGAAGUCUCUCAUUUCGCGCUGGGUGUUUGUAUUUAUUCACUUCAAGACAAACAUGUCUGUGAUUUCAGUGUUUGGUGUUAAUAUCAAAUUAAGAUAACAAUCUCUCAGCAUUCAUCUGAUGUUAUAUCCUCAAUGUGUUGUUUCGAGAUUCAAAUAAAAGUUUUCCUACAAAUAAUA
Molecule: messenger RNA, 1159 nt
Organism: Acanthopagrus latus (yellowfin seabream)
Lineage: Eukaryota; Metazoa; Chordata; Actinopteri; Spariformes; Sparidae
Exons: 6
Coding region: 308-982 (224 amino acids)
Source: RefSeq, a predicted model, not a curated record